This is a messenger RNA of Purpureocillium takamizusanense, 2044 nucleotides long. RefSeq names its product Aminomethyltransferase (gene GCV1). The coding region runs from base 262 to 1644 and encodes 460 amino acids. The record is from RefSeq and is a predicted model, not a curated record. Gene Ontology annotation, molecular function: aminomethyltransferase activity; protein binding. Lineage: Eukaryota; Fungi; Ascomycota; Sordariomycetes; Hypocreales; Ophiocordycipitaceae. Gene Ontology annotation, biological process: glycine catabolic process. Gene Ontology annotation, cellular component: mitochondrion. The transcript has a single exon.
GUGCGAACGAGCAGCCUCUCAUAUACCGCCUCCCCCAAGCCCAAGGGCUCUACGGCGUCCAGUCCAGAAGCCUCGUUCGUCGAGCCACACGGACCAUCGUCCUUUAUUCGCUGGUCUCCGCCUGCCUCGUUCUCCUCCUCUUCUUCCUUCUCCUCCACCUGCCUCCUUUCCCUUCCUCUAACAUCGCCUCAAUUGCGCCGACGAUUGCACCUCCCCCCUCUUCCCUUCGCACGCGCCGCAUCUCCCCCCCUCCCCUCCAGCAUGAAGUCGGGCCUUGCUACAGCGGCCGUCCGGGCGGCGCCCCGGGCGCUCACUCGCGCGCGCCUCGGCACCUCGAGCAGCAGCAGCAGCAGCAGCAGCAGCAGCAGCACCCCAUUCGCCGCCGCGGCGACGCCCGCCGUCGGCCUCGCCAGGCGCAACGGCCAAGUCCGAUUCGCGUCCGGCGCCGGCGCCACCGCCGACCUGAAGAAGACGCCGCUGUACGACGUGCACCUCGCGCACGGCGCCAAGAUGGUCCCCUUCGCGGGCCACAGCAUGCCCGUGCAGUACGCCGGCGCCUCCCUCGCCGACUCGCACCACUUCACCCGCAACCAUGCCUCGCUCUUUGACGUCAGCCACAUGGUCCAGCACAUCUUCAAAGGCAAGGACGCCGCCGCCUUCCUCGAGCGCGUCACACCCUCGGGCUGGGCCACCCAGGCCAACAUGGCCAGCAAGCUGACCACCUUUCUGUGGCCCGGCACCGGAGGCAUCGUGGACGACUCCGUCAUCACCAGGAUCGGCGAGGACGAGUACUACGUCGUCACCAACGGCGCCUGCUUCGAAAAGGACACCAAGUAUCUGGACGAGGAGCUGGGCAAGUUUGGCGGCUCGGUCGAGUGGACCCGCCUGGACGGCUCCGGCCUCGUCGCCCUGCAGGGCCCUCAGGCCGCCGACGUGCUCAAGGAGGUCCUAGCCUCAGACGUCAACCUCGACGCCCUCUACUUUGGAAACGCCGUCUGGGCCGACCUGAAGCUGGCCGACGGCUCCAAGACGCACCCCGUCCUCAUCAGCCGCGGCGGCUACACGGGCGAGGACGGCUUCGAGAUCUCCUUCAACGGCAAGCUUUACCCUGCCCUGGAGACCACCGGUCCCGCCGUCGAGGCCCUGCUCAAGGCCGCCGGCCCCGAGCGCCUGCAGCUCGCUGGCCUCGGCGCCCGUGACUCGCUGCGCCUCGAGGCCGGCAUGUGCCUCUACGGCAACGACCUCGACGACUCGACGACUCCCGUCGAGGCCGGCCUCAGCUGGGUCAUUCCCAAAGAGCGCCGCGCCGCCGGCGGCUUCCAUGGCGCCGAGGUCAUCAUUCCCCAGCUCACACCCAAGAGCAAGGGCGGCGCUGGUGUUGAUAGACGCCGCGUGGGCUUUGUUGUCGAGGGCGCCCCCGCGCGUGACGGCGCCGAGGUGGCCAAGGACGGCCAGACGGUGGGCAAGAUCACGAGCGGCGUCCCGAGCCCGACGCUGGGCAAGAACAUCGCCAUGGGCUACGUCAAGGACGGCCUGCACAAGGCGGGCACCGAGCUGGACGUGGUGGUCCGCGGCCGCAAGAGGAAGGGCGUUGUGACCAAGAUGCCCUUUGUCCAGACGCGGUACCACAAGAGCAAUGCGUAGCGAAGCAGCCGGGGGCCAUGUGUAGGGAUUUUUAUCACUUGAACAGAAUAGGGAUACUUCAACGUGUUUCACUCGCUGGGCGGAGUUUGUGUGUGUAUAGACUCUUUUUCUUUGCAAUUUGAAAGCGUCUUUGGGCAACGCCGAGGGGAAACGGCUGGCGAAAAUUGCGAAUUGGACAUGUGGCAAUGAAAUUGAAGGACAAUUGAAGCAAUGAAGCCCCCCAUCCUGCUGCGGCGCUACGUGAAAUUGAUGCCCACGAUAAUGAGUACGACGACGACGACGACGGUCCCGCCGGUUGGCGAUGAUCAAGACGGACGGACUGGCAUCCAUCCAUAGAUAGCCGAGUCCAGCCGUCGCGCGUUGCACAUCCCCCGCGUCGUGUCGAAGCAAAAAGUACGAC